Caenorhabditis briggsae is the source of this 375-nucleotide messenger RNA. It is a transcript of the gene Cbr-lsm-4, whose product is annotated as Protein CBR-LSM-4. Gene Ontology annotation, biological process: P-body assembly; mRNA splicing, via spliceosome; nuclear-transcribed mRNA catabolic process. The record is from RefSeq and is a predicted model, not a curated record. Gene Ontology annotation, cellular component: U6 snRNP; P-body; spliceosomal tri-snRNP complex. Lineage: Eukaryota; Metazoa; Nematoda; Chromadorea; Rhabditida; Rhabditidae. The transcript is spliced from 4 exons. Gene Ontology annotation, molecular function: U6 snRNA binding. The coding region runs from base 1 to 375 and encodes 124 amino acids.
AUGGUGCUGCCUCUUUCACUUCUGAAGACCGCUCAAAAUCAUCCGAUGCUCGUAGAGCUGAAAAAUGGAGAAACCUACAAUGGACAUUUGAAGGCUUGCGAUGCAUGGAUGAACAUUCACCUCGUUGAUGUCAUUUUCACAUCCAAGGACGGAGACAAAUUUUUCAAAAUGUCAGAAGCCUACGUUCGUGGUUCUACUAUCAAGUAUCUCAGAAUUCCAGAAACGGUGGUUGAUCUCGUCAAAACAGAAGUCAAUGAAGUCCGUCGCCAGCAACAACGGGAGCAAUCCCGAGGACGUGGUGGCGGUCGAGGCGGUCGUGGAGGACACCGUGGUGGUGGUGGCGGAAACCGAGGCGGACGUGGAGGUGCUCGAUAA